AUGAGCAAAAGAAAAUCAACAACAAAUGCAUCUACAAUUCCAAAACGUAAAGUAGAUCGUCGACGUAUCAGUCUCCAACGAAUGCAAAAUGUUCUUCUAAUCUGGUUAGACAAGAAUAUUGACAAGAACAACGACGAUUGUCAAAAUACAAUCAUACAAUUACGAUCUGCUGUGAACGAUAUCAACACAUUCAUAGAUGCUGAUCAAUGUUUCGAAUUUAUUCAAAAAGUUGUCGAUAACAAGGUAUGCAUGAUUGUAUCUGACUCACUUGGACAACAAGUUGUACCUCGUGUACACAAUAUGUCUCAAGUUGAUUCAAUAUUUAUUUUUUGUGUCGAUAAAAAAUAUCAUGAACAAUGGGCUGAAGAUUGGCCCAAAAUAAAGGGUGUCUUCAUAGAUAUUACACUCAUCUGUGAAGCACUUAAGGAAGCUGCUCAUCAAUGUGAGCAAAAUGCUAUGCCCAUGAGUUUUGUGGGAACAAAUAAAAAGUUGGAUCAAUUAGAUCCUUCUUUUAUGUACACUCAGAUCCUCAAGGAGAUUAUAUUAACCAUCAAAUUCGAACAAAACCACAUCCAAGAUUAUUUUGAUUACUGUCAUCAAACUUUUGAAGGUAAUAAAACACAAAUUGAACACAUUAAACGAUUGCAAGAUGAAUAUCACAACAAACCACCCAUUUAUUGGUACACCUGUGACAUGUUCCUGUAUCCCAUGCUCAAUCGUGCAUUACGAUUGAUGAAUGGUGAUAUCAUUACACGUAUGGGUUUCUUCAUUGGUGAUUUGCAUCGACAGAUUGAAGAACUGCACAAGGAACAAUAUGCUGGUGCAACUGCUGCUAACACCUUUACUGUUUACCGUGGUCAAGGUUUAUCUACAAGGGAUUUUGAAAAAAUGAGCAAAACUAAAGGUGGUCUUAUUUCAUUCAAUAAUUUCUUAUCUGCAAGUAAAGAUCGUAAAGUAUCCGAUGCUUUUGCGGAAAGCAAUCAGGAUAAUCCGGAUUUAGUUGGAAUACUUUUCGUUAUGGAAGUUGAUCCAUCUCGAUCAACAUCGCCAUUUGCUUCAAUUGUUGGAAUCAGCAACUUCCAAGGAGAAGAGGAAGUCUUAUUUUCGAUGCAUAGCGUUUUUCGUAUACAGGAUAUUAAACAGAUUGGUAGAAAUAAUCGUUUACAUGAAGUUCAUUUGGUACUGACUGCUGAUAACGAUCCAGAACUAAGCAGACUUACAGAUUAUAUUCGAAAAGAGAGCCGUCCAGACGCGGAAGGAUGGUACAGAUUGGGUUCGGUAUUACGGAAAAUGGGUCAAGCUGGCAAAGCUGAAGACAUUUGUCAAGUUUUACUUGAUCAAAUCACGGAUGAUAAAGACAAGGCAUCUGUUUAUGUUCAACUUGGUUCGAUAAAGACGGCUCAAGGGAAAUAUCAAGAAGCACUUACAUUCUAUGAACAAUCCCGUGCUGUCUAUCAAAAAACUCUUUCUCCCAAUCAUUUAGAUUUGGCUAAUCCCUACAACAGCAUUGGUAAUGUGCAUUACAGCAUGGGUAAUUAUCCAAAAGCACUUUCUUAUUAUGAAAAAGCCCUCGAAAUCAAACAACAAUCACUUCCUCCCAAUCAUCCUGAUUUGGCUUCUUCCUAUAACAACAUUGGUGUAGUGCAUGACAACAUGGGUAAUUAUCCGAAAGCACUUUUAGCUCAUGAAAAAGCCCUUGAAAUUCAACAACAAUCACUUCCUCUCAAUCAUCUUGAUUUGGCUGCUUCCUAA
Molecule: messenger RNA, 1752 nt
Organism: Adineta steineri
Lineage: Eukaryota; Metazoa; Rotifera; Eurotatoria; Adinetida; Adinetidae
Source: the annotation of a GenBank genome assembly